AUGGUAGCUACACGCAGACAAGCGUCCGGCCAGCAAGCGAACGCCAAGUCCGAAACUGCAGACACCAAGACUGGCGACAAGCGCGACAAUGAGCAAGUCGCAGCCAAGGAGGAAGACACCUCUGAGGACCAACCCGAGCCCAAAAAGCCCAAGACGACCAACGCCAUCUCGAACAGCAACGUAGACUCCAUCCUCGAGGUGCAGCAGACCAAGCUCGAGUCGUUCGGCGAUGCGCUAACCUGGCUGCAUUCCGACGCCGCCUGGUCGCUUGCCCACCCGGAUAUCCCGGAUGGCAAGGGCGAGACCGACACCGCGGCAGAAGGCGGCGACACCGUACGAACUCCUCCCGAGCCUUACGAGAAUAAGCGGGAGGGCGCCGCCGACGCCGGCCACCUGUCGUACCCCAACUCAGACCUGACUGCUUUCCAGACGCUGCUAUGCGCCAUCUUGCUGAGCAAGCCCAUUUCGCACCGCCUCGGCCUGCGCUCCAUCGAGACGCUGCUUAACAAGCCGUACUACUUCCACACCGCGCAGGAUCUGCUCGAUGCGGGCAACGAAGGUAGGCGUGCCGCGCUGUGGGAUGCGAGGACACAGCACAAGGAGAAGACCGCCGUGCAGCUGGGCAGUCUUGCUGAGGGCAUCACUGCGCUCUGCGAGGAGGCGAAGGGUAAGGAUGACGCGCGGGACACGUUGCGACCUAUCCUCGACAAGGCGCUUGCGCAGACGGAGGACCAGGCAGACUCGUUCCAGGUCGCUGAGCAGGUGAAGGCUGUGCUCACUAAGCAGAUCAACGGACUUGGCCCUGGUGGUGUCGACAUCUUCCUGCGUCGCGUCCAGUCGCAGUGGCCUCAAGUGUUUCCGUAUGCCGACGAAAGGGCUCUCUCCGCCGCAGUCAAGUUUGACCUCAUCUCGCAGUCGGAUCUGGAAAAAAGCCAGCAGCAUGCUACAAAAAAGCUGGCCGAAAAGGUGGCUGAACACGUCGGAUUCCCUUUGGACGAGGCAAAGGGAGAGGAAGAGGAAGCAGAGUGUGGUCGAUGGUGGUUCGUACGCACAUUGGACGUGCUCAUCGGCCUUGAUAUCGAAAAGAAGAUUGACGGGGCCGCAAAACAGGCGACUGGCGCCAAGUGA
Sporisorium graminicola is the source of this 1128-nucleotide messenger RNA. RefSeq lists its product as uncharacterized. The record is from RefSeq and is a predicted model, not a curated record. The transcript has a single exon. Bases 1 to 1128 code for a protein of 375 amino acids. Lineage: Eukaryota; Fungi; Basidiomycota; Ustilaginomycetes; Ustilaginales; Ustilaginaceae.